AGGAGCGGAGGAAGAAGACAGGCAUAAAUUGGGAGAGACGAAAGAGGCAGCAGACAUAUAACUUGCGCUCCUCUCAAGACGGACACACAUCGGGCCAUUUGAAUCCGACACCGGCACACGGCACACCGCUUCCCUUCCCUUCGCCUCGCCUCGCCCAGCCAGUCACCCCUUGCUCCUCAAUUCAGCUCGGAAGUCGGAAGCUAUCUAGCCGCCCCGCCGUUCAUCCGGCUGCAGCGACCCAACGACCAGUGGACUGAUCAUGCCGUGCGCUACUGAGCUCGUCCAUGGCGAGGGCGGCGCGAUCAAGGUGGGCACAACGGGCACCAUCGGCUCACUCAUGACGAGAGAGCUAGACUCCAUUAAGGUCGCGCCACAAGCAGCCGCCACCCCGCGCCUGAGGCGCCAGGGCUGUCCGGUUUCAGUGUCAUGUGGCACUCCCCGGAAGAUCGUCCUGAGGAAGAGCUCGUCAGACGUCUCCAGCAGCAGCAACGGCAACAGAACCGACCGUGUGGGCGCCGAAGAGACCUGCAAGCCGAGGAGGGUCUCCCGGCGAAACACAUUCGACUCCCCGAUGCUGCGCUCCGAUUGCGCGCUCGUCGACCGGAGCCCGAACACCAGCAAGGGGAAGAAGGGGAGUGGGUACGGCGUCGAGGUGGUGGACGUCAAGUGCGGUAACCCGAUGAGCAGCCGGCUCAGGAAGCUCGGCUUCUCCAAGCUGUCGGAGACGUUCGCAUAGCUUCGUGUGGAGUUCGGCAAGGACCAUCUCCAACAUCUGAAUUGAAGGAUGGCCGCUGCCCUUUCCCUGAGGGCACCUUAGGCUUUAGAGGGCAUUGCCAUGUGGCAGAUUUAGUGGAGCAAUCAUCCACCUGACAUUGUCCAUUUAGUCCUUGUACGUUGCCAAUCCAGUUUGCAUCUAGCAGUUUUUUUUUUCCUGUGGAAACUGCCCUUGUGCUCUGUGUAUCACAUGCUGUUUCAUGAAAAGCAAAUUCCCAUCAGGCCCAAGAUCAUGAUGGAUGAUGUAAGGAUGCAUUUUGCGUCGCUGAA
This is a messenger RNA of Setaria italica (foxtail millet), 1044 nucleotides long. RefSeq lists its product as uncharacterized. The record is from RefSeq and is a predicted model, not a curated record. The transcript is spliced from 2 exons. Lineage: Eukaryota; Viridiplantae; Streptophyta; Magnoliopsida; Poales; Poaceae. The coding region runs from base 260 to 736 and encodes 158 amino acids.